Ceratitis capitata (Mediterranean fruit fly) is the source of this 4573-nucleotide messenger RNA. It is a transcript of the gene Letm1, whose product is annotated as mitochondrial proton/calcium exchanger protein. Gene Ontology annotation, molecular function: calcium ion binding; ribosome binding. Gene Ontology annotation, cellular component: mitochondrial inner membrane. The coding region runs from base 509 to 3061 and encodes 850 amino acids. The record is from RefSeq and is a predicted model, not a curated record. The transcript is spliced from 6 exons. Lineage: Eukaryota; Metazoa; Arthropoda; Insecta; Diptera; Tephritidae. Gene Ontology annotation, biological process: intracellular monoatomic cation homeostasis.
AAAGCAAUUGGAGAAACGAGUAUUUUUCUGAUUUUAUCAUCAGUUAAGAAUCGAAUCAGUUCAAUAAGAAUCGAGUUAAAAUUCACAUAAAUAUUAGGAAACGUUCCAAGGUUCGGUUUAUAAAAUAAAUAGAUUAACUAUUUUUAAGAAAACGUGGCGAAAAUAUUGUGAAUCAUAAGAAAAAGAUGAUGGAAGUAAAAACGCGGACGUGAAAUCAAAUACAACUUAUAUUUUUUGUUAUGCUAAAAAUCGUAAAUAUUACAUGAUUGAUAAAAAUUCAAAACCUCAAUUUUUGGAAAUCGAUUUUUACCAAAGCCGCCCAAAAACUUACAUAUAUACAUGCACAACUAAAAAAACUAAAAUAAAUCUUCAGGAGUAUAGUAAAAAAUUGCGAUAUAAACCAUAAGGCUGGCAACAAAACAAAAUCGACUGUAUACAAAAAUAGUUAGGGUGCAAAAAAGUGUGGAAAAAAGUGCAUAUAAAGCGAACAGGGACAAUAUAUACAACAAUGAACACAUUCAUACGUCAUCAGCCGAAAAUGCUGCGUAGCGGGCAAACUUGGAUGACAUUCACAAAAGAUGGAAGCAGAAAGUACUCCACACCGCAAUAUCUCCCCCGCUAUGCUCUGCGACGACUCAUUGGUGGGCCAGCGAAUUACCAUACAUCGUUGGGUGGCACACAAAUUGGUAUGCAAUCAAUGUUGUCCUACCGCUGGAACAAUAUCAGUGAAUCACAUUAUCACGCUGAGAGCAUUGGCACAUACUAUUCAACACGAAAAUUCCAUUUUUCGCAUCGUUUGAGUGAAAAUGCCUCUUCCAAAGUGGAAGUUACAGUUAAGACGAUGAAGGAGAAACAAAAAGAAAAAGUGGAAGAGAUCAUAAAGGAAGCAAGUGCACCAGCAAGCGCGAAAGUGGUCGGUGAGCCUGUAGAACAGAGUAAAGCAGUUGCAGCGGAGCCACCGAAAGCGGUGCUCGCAAAGAAGCCGCUACGCACGCGCAUUUGGGAGGAAUUGGUGCAUUACUAUCAUGGCUUCCGACUGCUCUUUAUCGAUAUAAAUAUUUCACGUAAACUACUGUGGCGUGUACUUAAUGGGAAAACAUUGACGCGUCGUGAGAAUAAACUACUUUUGCGCACUACCUCCGAUCUAUUCCGACUUAUACCCUUUUCGGUGUUCCUAAUUGUGCCGUUUAUGGAAUUGUUGUUGCCGUUCUUCAUACGUUUCUUCCCCGGCAUGUUACCGUCCACCUUCCAAACGGCCAAAGAUCGCGAAGAUAAACUGAAGCAAUCGUUGCAAGUGCGUCUGGAGAUGGCGAAAUUCUUGCAGAAGACACUAGACGAAAUGGCUGUGCAACAUAAAGAUCACAAGAGUGAAGAUGCCAAGCAGUUCGCUGACUUUUUCGAAAAGAUAAAGGAUCCCAAGGAACAUGUACCCAUUGAGGAGAUCAUUAAGUUCGCCAAACGUUUCGAAGACGAAAUCACCUUGGACUCUUUGUCACGCGAACAAUUGUCCGCGUUGUGUCGCGUGCUCGAACUGAACACGAUGGGCACCACCAACUUGCUACGUUUCCAAUUGCGUGUCAAAUUGCGUGCGCUUGCCGCUGAUGAUCGCGUGAUUGCGCGUGAGGGUGUCGACGCAUUAGAUCUCUUUGAAUUACAGCAGGCUUGUAAGUCACGCGGUAUGCGUGCUUACGGUCUCACGUCGGAUAAACUACGCUCACAGCUGCAGGAAUGGAUAGACUUGUCGCUGAAUGAGAAGGUGCCACCGACCUUAUUAUUAUUGUCACGUGCACUGCUCAUCUCCGAUGACACUGCGACGACGCACAAACUCGUGGAAACUAUGCGUGUGCUACCCGAAGCGGUUGCCACAAAGACGAAGGAGAAGAUUGGCGAAAGCGAAGGCAAAAUCGAUAAUAAAACCAAGAUUGAAGUGCUUAAAGAGGAAGAACGCAAAAUUAGAGAGGAGCGUGAGGAGGAACGCGAAGCAGAGAAAGCCAAAUUGGAAGAGGAGAAAGCGAAAGCAAGCGAAGAAUUGCUCAGCAAAGUACCAUUCAUUGGCGCUAGUAAUAUGACCUUGACAGAAGAACGACAACUUGCGGAAGCAAGCAAUAAUAUAACGUCGAAGGACGUGGAACUGUUAUCUGACGCACUCAAAUCAUUGUCUACCGACAAGAAGAUGAUGGUUGAGAAGGAAACGCUUAAGGAUCUCAAAGAGGAAUUGGAGGAUUACAAGGAGGAUGUUGAAGAACUGCGUGAAGUGCGCAGUGUGGUGAAGGAACCAGUGCACGAGAGUCGCGCCGCCAAAUUGCUCUUCAAGAAGGUGAAUAGCAUGAUUGGACAUUUGGACAAGGUGCUAGUCGAUUUGGAGAAGAAGCGUGAAACUCAACACAAGAAGUUAAAACCAGUCACAGACGCCAUGCCUGAAGAAAUUAUAGCCGGACCGUUACAAAGUACAGAACUCGUGGAUGAAGAUACCGUGCAUAUUGAAGAGCUGAUGAGCACUAUAAAGAAGUUGCAAAAGACGUCGGAUGAGACGCGUCUGAAACAAAUCGAAAAGGUGCUGAGUAAAAUCGAUGCUGACAAGGAUGGCAUGAUUACCGUGGAUGAAGUGCUGAAUGUCGUUGAGGCGAUUAGUCGCGAAAAUGUCAAUUUGUCAGACAAACAAAUCGAAGAACUUGUCACUUUGUUAGACAAAGAGAAUAUCAUUGAGGCGGAGGAACGUUUGGAGAAGGCUAUUGCAAAGAGCAUUAAACUGGCAGAGAAACAAAUUAAAGAUCAACAAAAACAGGUAGACGCACAGAAGGUCACAGAUGAACUUAAAGAUACUGCACCAGUGCUGAAGGAUAAUGCAAAAGAUUUAUCUGCAGAUAGUCAAAAGAAUAUUCUGAAAACAGAGGUCGCCAAUGAGAAGAAUCCCCUAUUGGAGGCUGCGGAAAAGCAAAAGGAGAAAAUCUUACCGAAAAAUGAUAUAUCCGCGCAAAUCCCACAGCAACCACUGCCCGCAACACCACCACCACCACCAACAACAACGUCCCAAGUGAAUCCAAAAGAUAAAAUGCUAUGAUUUGGCGCUGGUGAUGCUAACGAUAAACCCAAAACAUAAUUCCUCCUCUAUGAAAGUCGUCACUGAGUAGAAAAAAUUGAGAAAAAACAAAUUACCAACUUUUUGGAGAAAUUUGGGUACUCGUUGUUUGUGUAGUAAAAUUUGCGGUGCGUCGAGUGUGUGCGUGCGUGUGUAUAUAUAUUUAUAUUAAUGAAAAAUAAUGCUAAUAAUAUUUUGAGGCUGACUAAUUGCGGAAAACACACACUAAAAGAAUGUAAUGUUCCAUGAAAAAAGUGUGAAGUGAAUGAUCGUUAUUGCUGGUUGCCAGUUGAUUGGUGUUCGUGGAGUAUUGAAAAGGACAAUUUUUGAAUUAACAAUUCGCUACAGAUAUUUGUGAUUGAUUAUUAUUUUGCUGAGUUGCAUUUAAAAGCAUUUGAUAUAUGUAUAUAAAAUUGAGCGAAAGCGCGCAAUUGCUGUGGAAUAAUAAUAAUAAUAAAAAAGAUAAUUAUUUUCUUUCUUCUUAUUGUUAUUAUAAUUUCACAAUUUUUUAUAUAUACAUUAAAUGCUUUUGAAUGUUUGCUUUGCAAAAUCAAUACUCUUGGAUGAACUUAAUUUUCCUCAAAAAAAAAAACUAAAUAGAAAUAAUUCAAGAAAAAUAGUUUUCUACACCAACCGGCGAUCACGUGCUCAAAGCAACAACUACAAUUUCACAAAAAUCAUUUAAGUGAACAUGUUAAAAUUAUUUCUAUACAGUCAGUCUGCGUGCAAAAAAAAAAAUAAAAAUAAAAAUAAAAAUAAAACUCUAUCACUGAAAUUUUGUGAGGCUGUAAAUUUAUAAAGAAUAAAAAGCUACAUACAUUUAUAAUUUUGUUUAACUUUUAAUUGCAUUAUAAAAUCUCUUGAAUUGCUAGAAAAUUUAAAUAUUGUAUAAAUUUUGAUACUACCUUGUUAAGAACAUAUGUAUAUGAAAAAUGAAAGUUGGAAAAUAUAUGCAGAAUGGAAAUCAAAUCAAGGCACACACAAUGUUACAAUAACUAAAUACAUACAUACAUAUGUACAUAAAUACCAAUUAUGAAUUAAAUAGAAAAAAAUCAAGUAUGAACAGCUUAAAAACAUUUGGCGAAACAAUUAAUACUAGAUUUUUAAUUUACUAUUUAAAAUAAAAAUGUUUAAGUAAUAAAAUAUACGUGCUCUAUACACAUACAUAUAUGAUUAAAUUUGUUGUGGAAAAGUGCUAAAAGCUUAUAAUAAAAACUUUAUGAAUGCAUCUGUGUGCUUACACUGCAACGUCAACAUAUUCCAGGUGUUACUUCAAAGUAGUUUGCGUUCUGUGUAACUUUUUGUUAGUGCUAACUAAAUUUUCAUUUCUCUUAUAUAAAAUGCGCAUAAAGUGCUACUACUUGAGCUGUUUUAAGAAUGUAUGUUUUUAUUUUAAUUGCAAUUAUUUCCAAAUAAUUUAUUUAUUUUGCAAUGCAAAUUAUUUUCGGUAAAUUUCUGUUACAGUUUACUAAAUUAUAAUGCAAAAAUGUAAAA